AUCCGCACUGUUCUGAUGGUGCUACCUGUGAUAUCCCCUCUGUUUCUUUAUGUGCUCGCCAUAUUGUGCUGCAUCGAUGCAGUUUCUUGCAGCCUUUCUUUCGUUGUUGCUUGUUCGAUUUGGUUCCUGAUUAUUGAAGUGCUUGCUCUAGCUAGAUAAGCUGUGAUCAAACCGAGGGUUUAGACGGCGAUCCUUAGCUCACUGGCCAGGCAGGAGAUGGAGCACGACGUGCACCACCACCAGCUGCUGCAGCAGCAGCAGACCAUGGAGCUCCCUCCGGGGUUCCGGUUCCACCCCACCGACGAGGAGCUCAUCACGCACUACCUCACCAGGAAGGCCGCCGACCCCCGCUUCGCCCCGCGCGCCGUCGGCGAGGCCGACCUCAACAAGUGCGAGCCAUGGGACCUGCCCGCUCGGGCGACGAUGGGGGAGAAGGAGUGGUACUUCUUCUGCGUCAAGGACCGCAAGUACCCGACGGGGCUGAGGACGAACCGGGCCACCGAGUCCGGCUACUGGAAGGCGACGGGCAAGGACCGGGAGAUCUUCAGGGGCAAAGCCCUCGUCGGCAUGAAGAAGACGCUCGUCUUCUACACGGGGAGGGCACCCAGGGGAGGCAAGACCGGCUGGGUCAUGCACGAGUACCGCCUCGACGGCAAGCACGCCGGCACCAGCAACAGGAGCAGCCUCAUCCCCUCGAUCAGAGCUGGCGCGUCAAAGGACGAGUGGGUGCUGUGCAGGGUGUUCAAGAAGAGCAUCGAGCCGCCGUUGGUGGCUGCUGGCGGCAAGAGGUCGUCGGGCCCAUGCGUGGAGGUGGCGGACGUCGUGGGGCCGUCGUCCAUGUCCAUGGCGGACGACCUCGCCGCGUGCGCGCUGCCUCCGCUGAUGGACGUGUCCGGUGGCAGCGGCGGCGGCGCCAUGUCGCUUUCUGCGGUGGCGGGUAUUGAGCUGCCGCCACCGGCACAACACGUGACCUGCUUCUCCAACGCGCUGCAGGGCCAGUUCCUGAACCCACCCUUCCUGCUCCCCUCCGCCGGCCCCGCGGCGGCCGCGGACCACCACCUCGCCAUGGCGUCCUCCGCCUCGCCGUUCCUGGCGAGCAUGAUGCAGGCGGCGCAGUACGACGGCGCCGCGGGCGUGGGCGGCAUGGUGCAUGAGCUCCUGCAGGAGGGCGGCGGGUGGUACAGCAAGCUGGGAGAGAGGGAGCGGCUGAGCGGUGGCGGCGGCGCGUCGCAGGACACCGGCCUCACCUCGGAGGUGAACCCCGGCGAGAUCUCGUCGCGGCAGCACAUGGAUCACGCAGCCUCCCUUUGGGGCUACUGAGCUCGAUCUCUUGAUGGAUCAUCAUUAAGAAUUGAAUUAGUAUUAGUUACUGGAUUGGGAACCGGGAUUAUUGUUGUAUUGUAGUGCAAUUGGAUGUUGUCAUGCAAAAGGGAAAGAAGUUGUGAGCAAUCAGCAAUGUAUAGUACUGUAGUCUACUAGAUCGAUUUGGUUUGGAGUUGCUACUGUAAUGGGAGUACUGUUGUGUGACAGCCGGAAAGGUCUAUUUUGGAACGCGGAAAUUCUAUGGUAACCUCGCAA
This is a messenger RNA of Setaria italica (foxtail millet), 1578 nucleotides long. RefSeq names its product NAC domain-containing protein 92. The record is from RefSeq and is a predicted model, not a curated record. NCBI's taxonomy places the organism in Eukaryota, Viridiplantae, Streptophyta, Magnoliopsida, Poales, Poaceae. Gene Ontology annotation, biological process: regulation of DNA-templated transcription. Gene Ontology annotation, molecular function: DNA binding. The transcript is spliced from 4 exons. The coding region runs from base 217 to 1320 and encodes 367 amino acids.